CAAACAAGAACGUGGAGUAUUUGGAAGCAAUCAAGCAAUGGAACCGUCGACAAGCUCCAAAUUGAUACCUCGCCAAUCGUCUCCAACGCCGUUGGAACCAGUGUGCCGAACUACCCAUAUACCCUUCUGUAUCUAUAUCCUCUUGUACCUCCUGCUACAAGAGUUGUACCAUGUUAUCUCACACCACCCCCAUUUCCUGCAACUUCCCUUCCCUCCAUUCCCAAAACCCUAAGCACAAACUUCCAAACUUAAAAACCUCGACUCUCCCUCUUUCUUUACAAAUUACCAAUGCAAGAUAUAAAUUAAAAUUCCCCCAAUUGACAAAAAGAGUUCACCUUCAAAUCUGUCGGAAUUCAUUAGACACCCAGAAACCACAAGAACCUGAUUUGGAGCAAAAAGAUUCAAUGAAAGUCGACGGCGAGAUUGGUGGUGGCGGCGGCCGGACGACUUCGUUUCUUAUCUUCUUGCUGUGGGGUGGACUCAUGUAUUAUAUUUUCAUUCUCGCACCCAACCAGACUCCGUCGACGGACAUGUAUCUGGUGAAAAAGCUUUGCUAUUUAAUUGGUGACGAUGGUUUCCAACUGAACCAUGUGAUUGUGGGUCUAUGGAACAUUAUGGGAUUAUGGCCUUUACUCUAUUGUAUGCUGCUGAUUCCAUCAGGCAGAAGCUCAAAAGGGAGUGUUCCUGUGUUUCCUUUUCUGAUACUUUCAUUCUUCUUGGGUGCAUAUGCUCUUAUACCUUAUUUUGUUCUUUGGAAACCACCACCACCACCUACCCAAGAAGCUGAGCUGGAAAAAUGGCCUCUAAACUUUCUUGAGUCAAAACUGACAGCUGGGAUAACAUUUGCUGUAGGAUUAGGUCUAAUUACCUACGCGGGUUUGGCCUCUGGGGAUGAUUGGAAGGAGUAUUUGCAAUAUUUUGGAGGGAGUAGACUCAUACAUGCUACAAGCAUUGAUUUUGCACUGCUAUCUACGUUUGCGCCUUUUUGGGUUUACAAUGACAUGAGUGCUCGAAAAUGGGAGGACAAGGGGUUUUGGCUUCUUCCAUUUUCGGUGAUUCCAUUUUUGGGCCCUGCUUUGUAUGUUCUCUUGAGGCCAUCUUUGUCAACAGCACCCAUCUCACUUGCAUCAAAAGAGGAGUGAUGUAUAUGUAUUCGUAGUUCUAAGGCUAUAUGUAAUGUAUUACAUAAUUUUAAUGCACAAAAUGUGGAAAUAGCAAGUUAUAUAUAUUCAAUUGGAGCUCAUUACCU
Molecule: messenger RNA, 1249 nt
Organism: Lactuca virosa
Lineage: Eukaryota; Viridiplantae; Streptophyta; Magnoliopsida; Asterales; Asteraceae
Source: the annotation of a GenBank genome assembly